Molecule: messenger RNA, 909 nt
Organism: Musa acuminata AAA Group (dessert banana)
Lineage: Eukaryota; Viridiplantae; Streptophyta; Magnoliopsida; Zingiberales; Musaceae
Exons: 1
Coding region: 162-758 (198 amino acids)
Biological process (GO): alkane catabolic process
Cellular component (GO): chloroplast
Molecular function (GO): electron transfer activity; iron ion binding
Source: RefSeq, a predicted model, not a curated record
UUUCUCCUCUCUCUCUCUCUCUCUCUCUCUCUCUCUCUCUUCCACUGAAGCAUAGAGCAUAUGCUUGCAAUGGAUUCCCCUGUCCCUUCGAGAAUUCUCUCCUCAAUCCUUUGAUCAAACAAAUUCAGACAGAGAAGAGACGAGAGACAAAAGAAGAAGAAAUGGCUUCAGCAACAGCAAGACUGGCCUUCCCUUUCCACCACCUCCACAGCCUCCACUCCUCCAAGCCCACCAAAACCAGCCUUCCUCUUCCCUGCCUCACUUCCAAGGUUUCCGCCUACCCCAUUAAACCUUCGCCACACCUACACUUUGCCGUGUCCUCCGUCGAUGUCUCGAAGGAGGACAAGCCCCUCUCCUCCCAACCAGACGACACCAGCAGCUCCCCUGAGCCGUCACCCCCAGAAGACGAGAAGAAGCUCGACCCUCGCCGCCUCGAGGAGCGCUUCGCGGUCCUCAACACCGGCAUCUACGAGUGCCGCUCUUGCGGGUACCGCUACGACGAGGCCGCCGGCGAUCCGUCGUACCCGAUCCCGCCGGGGUUCCAGUUCGAGAAGCUCCCCGACGACUGGCGCUGCCCCACCUGCGGAGCCGCCAAGUCCUUCUUCGAGAGCAAGAGCGUGGAGAUCGCCGGGUUCGCGCAGAACCAGCAGUUCGGGCUAGGAGGCAACUCCCUUACCUCGGGGCAGAAGGCGUUGCUGAUAUAUGGCGGCCUCUUACUGGGCUUUCUCUUCUUCAUUUCGGGUUACUUCCUGCAGUGACAAAGUUAUCCGAUACAUUUGCCUUCAUGUAAUCUAUUCUUUAGCUUCCCUAAAUGCUGAGUGAAAAUUAAUGCAUGUGGAUGACAAUUAUGCCUUGUUUUAUAUAUUGGCAAAACGUACUCAAUAAGACGAUGAAGAAAAUUAAGUGUUA